Messenger RNA from Seriola dumerili (greater amberjack), 2611 nucleotides. It is a transcript of the gene ppp1r9bb, whose product is annotated as neurabin-2-like. The record is from RefSeq and is a predicted model, not a curated record. NCBI's taxonomy places the organism in Eukaryota, Metazoa, Chordata, Actinopteri, Carangiformes, Carangidae. Gene Ontology annotation, molecular function: actin filament binding. Gene Ontology annotation, biological process: neuron projection development; calcium-mediated signaling; actin filament organization. Bases 187 to 2604 code for a protein of 805 amino acids. The transcript has 11 exons. Gene Ontology annotation, cellular component: actin cytoskeleton; postsynaptic density; dendrite.
GAGGAGGACCAGAAAUCUGCAGCUCACAGAAUGAAGAGAUCAAAAUGAUGCUGUCUGUAAAAAGGGAUUAAACUCUGGGCGCCACCUCGCAACUAUCGGCUGCUGGUGGAUAAAACAGAUUUGCCACCGGGGGUUGAGAAAGGAGACAUGCCGUCGCUGAGCAUCCAUUGCGACGCUUGACUGACCAUGAUGAAGACCGAAUCCACAUCCAAGAGCACCGGCUCUGGCUCUACGCUCAGGAGCCCAUCCCCGCACAGGAACGCGUACGAGGCGGGGAUGCAGGCCCUGAAGCCCGUCAAAGACAAUGCUGCGAAUGGGGACAUGCAGGAGGGCCCCCGAGGGCGCAGGUACGGCUCCAACGUGCACCGUAUCAAAAACAUGUUCCAGCAGAUGCAGACCACAUCCCCAGCCGAUGCAGAGGGAGAGGACGCCACCAGGAACGCCGACAAAUCGGUGCGCCUCUCCCUCCCCAGAGCCGGGAGCCUGAACGAGAACGUGGACCACAGCGCGCUGUUGAAGCUCGGGUCCACCGUGUCUGAGCGCGUCAGCAAGUUCGACACCAAACCAGAAAACGGGCACCAGCGGGCCUCGUCGCCAAGCUACUCCAAGCUGCAGGAGACACGCCGCAUCUUCGAGCAGCAGCAAGAGAAGCAACAGCAGGAGAAGCUGGCCACCACCAGAGUCCUACUGAAGACAGACAAGGCCUCAGGCUUCCAGGACGGCCGGUUGGACGUGGUGGCUCGUUUCAAUGGCAGCACAGAGUCCCUGGACAGCCUGGACACCAGUGAGGCUGUGUCCCCUACAGUCAGCCAGCUCAGUGCUGUGUUUGAACGGGCAGCCGAGCUCCGGAACAACCUCCACCGCCUCUCCUCUACCCCACCGCUCCCCGCUCGAGGGGUCAGCGCCAAGGUGGGUGUGUUGAACUCCAAAAUAAUCACAAAGAGGGUUAGUGCCUUUGUAGCAGGCAGCCAGGAGGAAGAGCUAAGCUUUCAGAAAGGCCAAGAGGGCCCCAGGGGGAGGGUGACUCCCCCAUCUGAAAGUAUAAAUGGGGGCCAAAGCGCCCUAACUACUGAACUUUCCAGUAAUGUAGGAGAGCCAAAUGAGCAGAGAGAAAAGACUGUUUCAGAUGCAGGUGUUAAGGCCAAAGCUGAGCUCAAACCUGAGGAACACCCCGGGGCCAGUGAGCCUAGCAGCACAUCACUGCAAGGUGACAUCCACAUCUCUGUGGAGAAUGGAGAAGCUGCUGCUCAGAAGCAAAGCUCUCUAAAGGGAGGUGAGAUGGCAAGGGAUGCUGAGGAGGACGACGACAGGACUCUGAGAGACGACCAGUCGGGCCGAGACUCUGUGGAUAUCAGUACCUACAGCGCAGUGGGGGAGGACUUUGGAGGAAGCCAGGUGGACGAAGAGGAAGAUGACGCCGAUGACCGCUACGAGCCUGAGUCCAGCUGUGUGGAGAUUGCUGGGCUGCCUGCAGAGGAGAGCCCGCCUGCUUCCAGGAAGAUCCGCUUCAGCAUGGAUCCCAUCAAGGUGUUUGCCACCUACCCCAACGAGGAUUACGACAGGCGUAAUGAAGACGUGGAUCCCAUGGCAGCAUCUGCAGAGUACGAGCUGGAGAAGAGGGUGGAGAGGCUGGACCUGUUCCCCGUGGAGCUGGAGAAAGAUGGCGAUGGCCUGGGCAUCAGUAUCAUCGGGAUGGGUGCAGGGGCUGACAUGGGCCUGGAGAAGUUGGGCAUCUUCGUUAAGACGGUCACAGACGGAGGAGCGGCACACAGGGAUGGCAGGAUCCAGGUGAACGAUCUGAUUGUGGAGGUGGACGGCACCAGUUUGGUGGGAGUCACCCAGAGCUUUGCCGCCUCUGUACUCAGGAACACCUCAGGAACUGUCAAGUUUGUGAUCGGGCGAGAGAAGCCGGGUGAACAGAGUGAAGUGGCCCAGCUCAUCCAGCAGACCCUGGAGCAGGAACGUUGGCAGAGGGAGAUGAUGGAACAGCGCUACAACCAGUACAUGGAUGAACAAGAGGGUGCUGAAUAUGGCACAGAUGAAGAAGAAGAUGAGGAUGAGGAGGUCAGUCCGCCGUAUCCCAGCGCCAUCGAAGUGUUUGACUUGGCAGAGAACGAGGACAUGUCGCCUCUGGAGACAGACCCUGAGAAACUGGCCCAUAAAUACAAAGAGCUCCAAAUAAAGCAUGCUGUGACCCAGGCUGAGAUCCAACAGCUGAAAAGAAAGCUGCACCAUGCGGAGCAGGAGAAGCAGCGCUGGCGUAUGGAUAAGGCUCAGCUGGAACAGACCCUGCACGAGAACAAGGAGCGCAUGGAGAAGCUGGAGGGCUACUGGAUGGAGGCUCAGAGCCUGUGUCAGGCGGUGGACGAGCACCUGAAGGAGACGCAAGCCCAGUAUCAGGCCCUGGAGCGCAAGUACAGCAAAGCCAAACGCCUGAUCAAGGAAUAUCAGCAGAAGGAGAUUGAGUACCUGAAGAAGGAGACCCAGCGUUGUGCACAAGUUGGGGCUGAGGCCUCCCUUCUCAAAGAGGAGUCUGGACAACUCCAAGAACAGGUGGCUGAUCUGGAGUGCAGGGUCGAGGAGCUGAAAUCGGAACCUUUAUAAAAAAAAA